Messenger RNA from Ceratitis capitata (Mediterranean fruit fly), 4194 nucleotides. Its product is annotated as mucolipin-3. Gene Ontology annotation, molecular function: NAADP-sensitive calcium-release channel activity. The transcript is spliced from 3 exons. The record is from RefSeq and is a predicted model, not a curated record. Bases 313 to 2391 code for a protein of 692 amino acids. Gene Ontology annotation, cellular component: lysosomal membrane; plasma membrane. Lineage: Eukaryota; Metazoa; Arthropoda; Insecta; Diptera; Tephritidae.
AUUUUCAUUCAUAUCAAAACACAAAGGCACGAAAACAUAAGAUAAAUAGAAAAUUAAUCUCUACUGCUCCUCAACAAAAAGAGAAUUGAUAAACAAGUAAAAACUUGAAGCAAAUUUUUACUGAUUUCGUUAUUUAGUUGAUAAAGUUAUUUUAACGCGCACGGAAGUGUAAAAACGAAUACGAUACAAUUUCGGGAAUUGUAAACAAGUGCAACAAAAACCCUUUGGUGAUUUUUCUUUUGCCACUAGUGAGUGCAAAGGAAAAAAUCCCCAAACCCAACUUCAACGUAAACACUUUUGCAGUGCAUUGAGAUGCAUAGUUACGGUGGAGCAACAGCGUCAGCUGCUCCCCAACAACUAGAAACACAAGAACGGCCCCUUGGAAAUCUCCAUGACGCAACGCUGCGUAACAGCAGUGUAGGCCAGCAUGCAGGCGAUACUGGCGGAGUGAUAGGGGGUGGCAGCAAUAGCAGCGGUGAAAAUUCGCGUUGCGAAAGCGAUGAUGAAUAUCACAGAAACCGAUCAAGGUCAACGACGAUGGGCGCUACAACAGCGCCUGCACAUAGUAUCGGCAUAGAGAGUGGAAAUGAAAGGUCAAGUGUUUACGCAUCUACUUCCGUACAGUACGAUAGUACUGAACAACCCACAAGCUCUCACAACGCAGAAGGCAUUUCACCAAUGGCGUCGUUCAAUGAGGAGAGGAUGCGUCGAAAGUUACAAUUUUUCUUCAUGAAUCCCAUAGAAAAGUGGCACGCACGUCGCAAAUUUCCUUACAAAUUUGUUGUACAGGUCGUGAAGAUCAUCUUGGUGACCAUGCAGCUGUGUCUUUUCGCGCAUUCGCGCUACAAUCAUAUCAACUACACGUGGGAUAAUCGUAUUGCCUUCUCACAUCUCUUCCUACGUGGCUGGGACUCGUCGCGUGAAGUCGAGUCCUAUCCACCAUCCGUGGGUCCCUUUGCGCUCUACGAAAAGUCCGAGUUCUACGACACAAUCGACUAUGCGGUACUUGGUUAUGCUAAUAUGAGCCGCUCCAUCGGUCCCUACGAUUACCCAACCAAGAACAAUGAGAUGGCGCCGCUACAUCUUUGUCUCUACAAUUAUCGCGAGGGUACAAUAUUCGGCUUUAACGAGUCUUACAUUUUCAAUCCCGACAUUACCGAACUUUGCCUCUACUUGCCGCCUAACGUGACGACAAUGGGCGUGCAGGCUUAUCUCAAGCAGAGUGGCGUUGAGUUGAGCUUUUCGUCGCUGGUGAAGGCGACAUUGGUGUUUGCUAUAAAAACGGUGAAUUUUAAAGCCUAUGGCGGGCCACUUUCUGCGCCCGAUUGCUUCAAGUUCGAUGUGCGGAUUUUCUUCGACAACAGUGAUCAUGAUGGACAAAUGCUGUUGUCGCUGGACGCGGACGCACAACGCUUACGUUGCAAGGGUGAUGUUGAGUUCAUUUCGAAUGCUGAGUUCGAUGCCGCACUGCGAAGUAUGUUGAAUAUACUAGUGUUGUUGGUGUGCUUGCUCUCCUUUGCGCUGUGCUCGCGUGCGCUGUACCGCGCUUACUUACUCCGCAGUCAGACGGUGAACUUUUUCCGGAUGCAUUUCGGCAAGGAGCUGAGUUUCGAGGGACGCAUGGAGUUUGUGAAUUUUUGGUAUGUAAUGAUCAUCAUCAACGAUUUACUACUCAUAAUCGGUUCAUCGUUGAAGGAGCAAAUUGAGAGGAAAUUCCUUGUUGUCGAUCAAUGGGACACCUGCUCACUCUUUCUUGGUGUCGGCAAUUUGCUAGUGUGGUUCGGCGUAUUGCGCUACCUGGGCUUCUUCAAGACCUACAAUGUCGUCAUACUCACGCUGAAACGAGCAGCACCCAAGAUAUUACGGUUCUUACUUGCGGCACUGCUCAUUUACGCCGGCUUCACAUUCUGCGGCUGGUUGAUACUUGGCCCAUACCAUAUGAAGUUCCGUUCGCUUGCAACAACCUCAGAGUGCCUGUUCUCACUGAUUAAUGGCGAUGAUAUGUUUGCCACUUUCGCCACACUUUCCUCGAAAGCGGAUUGGCUCUGGUGGUUCUGUCAAAUCUAUUUGUACUCCUUCAUUUCCCUCUAUAUCUAUGUGGUGCUUUCACUCUUCAUCUCCGUCAUCAUGGAUGCCUAUGAUACGAUCAAGUGUUACUAUCGUGAUGGUUUUCCCAUUUCGGAUCUAAAGGCCUUUGUGGGCACGCGCACGGAAGAGGAUCUCACAUCAGGUGUGUUCAUGAGCAAUAUGGAUGACUUUGAUGGGAACGGUGUGCUGGAUAUGCUGCGCCAAAUGUGUUGCUGCGGCCGUUGUCGGACGGGCAGUGCCAGUGCCAGUGGUGGCAGCAAUGGGCCCUCCGGGUACACCAGUCUGACGAGUAUUAUCAAGUGAUUGAAUGUUGUUGAUGAUGUACACUGAGUUGUUACUGUACUGACGUACAUACAUACACACAUAUGAGACGAACGGAAAGAUGUAACGAAACGUAACGUACAAUGCUGACGCUUGAAAUGUAAUGUAAUGACGCCAAGGCUGCGUUGAGCUGCUACAUGCAUAUUCGCAAGCAUUUUUGAUGGCAUGCCAUUAGUUGUUUUUUUUUCUUUUUAAUUAUAUUUCUUCUUUUAUACUUUAGUAACAUACAUACAUAUAUACUUUUUUGUUAAUGUUUAUUUAGUUAAAAGUUGAACAUUUCAUCGAUACAUUUCUUCUAAGAAAUUUACUUGCUUUCAAUAUUUUUCCUACAUUCACAAUUGCCUUCUAUUUGCGCAUACAUACAGUUAAGGCUGUAUGUACCGCAAUCACACGCAUUCUUUAUGUUUGUUUAGAUUUAGUUUAAAAUCAUUUCUUUAAUAUUUAACAGCAUGUAAACCAAGCGGGAGACAAUAGUUUUCUGGAAAAAGAAAAUUUCUUUCGAAAAAAAAGCGUAAUCGGAAUGUUGAGGUUAGGUUUAUGCUUGUAAAUAUGUUAAAAUGUGUAGGGUUUAAGCAUCAGGGACUAAAGUUUAAAUAUAAAAUAAAUAAAUAUAUAUGUAUAUAUAUAUUGUAGGUGUGUAUAUGUAGUAGUGUAAACAAAUAGUGAUUAUUCUAAAAAUGCAAUGAUUUCAUUAAUUAAAUAGCAUCGUUAAUUUUAGUGCUUGAAGAUAAAAAUAAUAUAUUACUUUUUUUUUAUCGAAACAAUUGUACGUACACACGUAUUUAUAUUUUUAAAACCAAAGAAAUAUUUGUUUGCCAUGUAAAGGAAAGUUGUUGUACGUAAUAUUCUGUUGCAAUUUUUGUCAUUUACAUUUACAUAUGUCUAUAUGUAUUAUAAUUUAGUAUACACACAUACAUAUACGAUAUUAGGCAUAUAAAGUCCGAAAGACCUAUGUAUUUUAUUGGGUCCUUUGUUAAGGGAAAAAGAGUAUAAAACAACGCUGACAAUAAUUCAACACAGCAUAAGAUUUCUGAUAUCAGUAGUGAUUGUUCAAAUAAAAAUAUAUAAUUGUGAAAUUAGGUAAAUUUUUGAUAGCGUAAAACUAAAAUUAUUAGCAAAAAAAAAAAAAUUGUGAAUAUUUCUCGUAAUUUAGGACGCAUUUUUAGGUUGAAGAAGAAAUAUGUAAAUUAACAGCGACAACAUUAUUUUAUGCAUUAAAAGUCGUGUUAUUUAGCUACGCCAACAAUUUAUAAAAUGCAUCUGCUGCAUACUUUGAGCAUUUCACUUUUAAUAAUUUGAAAGUUACCGUAAUCAUUCUGUAUUUCUACGUUCUACUUGCCGCUUUCAUUGCAUUUCCAAAGCAAUUUACACUUUUGUAAUAUAAAAAUAAUUUAAUUACCACCAAAAUGAAUAAACACUCAUAUGAUUAGUUGUUGCUUAUUUUUCAUAAUGAUUUUUGUUGAAAUUCAUAAAUUACUUUUAAAUAAGAGAUUUCGCUGUUGCUAUAUUAUUUUGUCUGUCCUAAAAGAUCAUCUACAUGAGCAUAUUAAAUGCCUGCUUGUUUGUACACCGGUCCAUGAAAAUCUAAAAUGUUAAUAAAAACUAUGUAACCAUGAGUAUAUAUUUAUAUACAUAUGUAUGUGCAAUCAUCAUAAGUCUAAUAUUAUACAUACACUUAGUUUACAAAUUUCAAUUACAACCGCUUGAGCUUAUGGGUAAGCUUCUGCCGCUGACGUGUAUUUUAUGUAAAAAUAAAAGUAUAAAAAUAAAAUAAAAAAAAUUAAA